Molecule: messenger RNA, 1392 nt
Organism: Fomitiporia mediterranea MF3/22
Lineage: Eukaryota; Fungi; Basidiomycota; Agaricomycetes; Hymenochaetales; Hymenochaetaceae
Product: acyl-CoA dehydrogenase domain-containing protein
Exons: 7
Coding region: 25-1284 (419 amino acids)
Biological process (GO): fatty acid beta-oxidation using acyl-CoA dehydrogenase; fatty-acyl-CoA biosynthetic process
Cellular component (GO): mitochondrial inner membrane
Molecular function (GO): flavin adenine dinucleotide binding; fatty-acyl-CoA binding; glutaryl-CoA dehydrogenase activity
Source: RefSeq, a predicted model, not a curated record
GUCUGAACUCUCCCAACGUUCAUCAUGUCGAGAGCGUUGCUACGUCUCUCAAGGUCUGCCGUCUCAGUGCACUUAUCAUCAAGGAGACAUGCCUCAACGUUCGCAAAGUAUGACUGGGAGGAUCCACUCAACCUCGAGUCGUUACUCACCGAAGAGGAGAUAGCCGUUCGGGAUACAGCUCGCUCGUAUUGUCAGGAGAAGCUGCUUCCUCGAGUUCUUGAAGCUCAGCGAACAGAAAAAUUCGUGCCAGAAAUACUACCUGAGAUGGGUCAACUUGGAUUGCUAGGACCGACUAUAAAAGGUUACGGAUGCGCAGGUGUGAGUAGCGUAGCAUAUGGGCUUGUUGCUUGUGAAGUAGAACGUAUUGACUCUGGUUAUCGUUCGACAAUGAGCGUACAAUCCUCUCUCGUCAUGCACCCCAUUCAUGCGUUCGGCUCAGCAUCUCAGAAGGAGAAGUACUUGCCACGGCUGGGAAAGGGAGAGAUAAUCGGGUGUUUCGGUCUAACGGAACCGAAUCACGGAUCCGAUCCAGCCGGUAUGGAGACAAGUGCUGAAGACGUCGAUGGUGGGUUCAUAUUAAAUGGCAGCAAGACGUGGAUCUCCAACGCGCCCGUCGCAGGCCUUAUACUUAUUUGGGCCCGCUGCAAAUGGGACGACAAGGUCCGGGGUUUCCUCAUUGACCGUUCACAAUCAAGCGUUCCCGGCCUCGAGACAUCCAUAAUCAAGAACAAACUCGCGCUGCGCGUAUCUCUCACUGGUUCCGUAUUCAUGGAUAACGUCCGCAUACCGAAAGAUUCACUACUCGAAGGCACUGAUGGUCUCAAAUCUGCGUUUUCAUGUCUCAACAAUGCGCGGUACGGGAUAAGCUGGGGCGUCAUGGGCUCACUUGAAGAUUGCGUUGCACGAACACGCGAAUACGCACUCGAGCGAAAGCAAUUCAAACGGCCCAUUGCUUCAUUCCAACUUAUCCAGAAGAAGCUCGUCGAAGCGUCCACUGCUUCUGCGUUCGGCCUCCUCGCAGCUUUACAAGUCGGUCGUCUCAAAGACAAGGACAUGUUGGCGCCUGAGAUGGUUUCGAUGGUCAAGCGAGCGAAUUGCGUGUCCGCUCUCACGCACGCACGCACAGUCCUAGAUAUAUUGGGUGGGAACGCAUGCGCAGAUGAAUAUCAUGUGGGGAGGCAUGUAGCAAAUUUGCAGGUGACGAAUACGUAUGAAGGCACUGCGGAUGUACAUGCACUCAUCUUGGGGAAGGCAAUGACUGGCAUUCAGGCGUUUGCAAACUGAAGGUCCAGGAAUUAUAAACUUAAACACGAAUCUGUAAGGAUGAAUUAGGAGAAAAAGAAAUGUAUACUACUUGUAACCUUACCAGCCGAACACCGUGUAGUCUAUCAC